AUGGCAGAAGUGCGUAUGAAGGCUCUUGACACCCACAUGCUUACAAUGACCGAGCAAUGGGACAUUAUCGCUAUUCAAGAUCCUCCACCUCAGUUGGCCUUUGCCCAUAAUUUGUUCAAGAAUCACCACAUUUGUUGUCGCGGUACCUCCCCUGGCGAACUGGACGCCUUCAACAACCCUUGGGCUAUUGCGGCUCAUGAGAAAAGCGCACGCCUCAAACGCGACAAGGGCAUUUCCAACAAGCUGAAACUUGUGCCUCUCUACAAGGUCGCAUUUUUAGUUUCCAAGUCGAUUCCUCUCGCUGAUUGGGCUGUCGACUGGUACCCUGGCGAGGAGAACGAGCGUCUUUUAGCAACGUUGUAUCUUGAAACGCAAUUGCCAACUCGUAUGGCCCUCCACAACGUCUACAAUGCUUACUAUGAGGGUCGCACGAAACUGAACGUGGAGGCUUUCAUUUCCACCAUAACACAAACUGGAUUCUGCCUCAUCGUCGGAGAUCUCAACUUCCCGCAUCCAUGGUAUGGAGGACCUCAUGUUAUACCCAAAUUGGAUGCUGUGAAAUUUGUCAACGAGCUUCAAGCAGCCCACAUGGAAUGCCUCCUGGAUCCGACAAGAAUCCCCUUCACCUGUACGCCCGGCCAGGUCAUAGACGAAUGCGCCUCGACCCUUGACGUUGGUUUUGCAUCGCCAGCUUUCUCCCCACACGUUCAGGAUUACAAGUGCCUCGACGUGACCGGCUUCAAAUCGGACCAUCGAAUCCUGGAGACUACCAUCGACACAACCCCCAACUUACGGGAAGAUGUCUGCUACCAGUGGAACAAUGUUCCGCGCAAGGUCUUGCGCCAAGAAAUUGGCCCGGCUUUGAAGGCGCUUGCAUCACUUCCGCUAGAGACCAGGCUUGACAUCGACAACUAUAUCAAGCGGGUGGUAGAGAUCAUUAUUUGUGCCCGGGAGAAGUUGGCUUUCAAGAGGAAACCGCCCCAGAUCACCACUAAGUCCAAGCGCAAGCCCGCCCAGUCCAAACCCCGACCCCAGGAAACACAGCCAAGCAGCUCAACAGAUACCCAGGAUACACAGCCAAGCAGCUCAACGGAUACCCAGGAAACACAGCCAGGCAGCUCAACAGAUACCCAGGAUACACAGCCAAGCAGCUCAACUGACACCCAGGAAACACAGCCAAGCAGCUCAACGGAUAAUGACCCCAAAGCAGGCCGGACCUACGAGAAUUACCUCAAGGACAAGGACAAGGAAGCGUACCGUCGAUACAUGGACAUCCAGUGCCAGAACAUUCACAAGGCGUCCAAGGUCAGUGCCCAAAGGUCCAUGCCUCGAUCGUUUGGUCACAUUCCGGUCUUGGAAGAGCGCCUUCCGGACAAUUCGAUCCGCAAAUACAUAGACUUUGAUGACAAGGCCGAGUUCAUGGUUAGGACGCUUUUCCCAAUAUGUACUUGCGGCACAGUGCCCCCGUGGGUGUUUGACAUCCUAUAUCUCCCGGGCAACCUCGAUGAAACUGAAAGAGCCAGGCGACAGAUCAAGCCUGAUGAGAUCGCUUGCAUUGUCCAGAACAUGCCUGCGCACAAGGCGGAAGGGAAGGACGGAGUUUCCAUCGAUGUUCUCAAGAUGCUUUUGCCGCUCGAGAAGAAUCCUGAGCGAGUGUUUGCUGGCGACGCCGAAAAUAAUUCCGAAGACAUCCUCGAUUCCGAAGACAUCCUCACUAGCGUCCUUCAGCGGCCCAUGCAAGCUUGCCUCAACCUUUCCUACCACCCAGAAGCAUUCAAGGAGGCGGUGACGGUGAUGAUCCGCAAGAAAUCGAAACUCUCAUCUUCUGCCGAAGGAUACCGUCCCAUAGCUUUACUUUCUGCUAUCGCCAAAAUCUUCGAGAGGCUAUUUGCUGACAGACUGACCGACUUUCUGAUCGAGUCCACUAGGCUUCUUCUUGAGCAGUUUGGUGGCCGAGGGAAGAGCGCCACCCAGGCGCUCGAGUUCCUUGUCGAAGCCGUGUAUAGGAACUGGUUCGCCAAAAAAGAAAAGAUCUUCGUCACCAUCUGCGCCCUCGACAUCACGGGAGCCUAUGACCGCGUCCGGCGACAACACUUGCUGAAUAUCCUGGUCAGAUACGGAGUUCCCGGCUGGAUGGUCAAGUUUGUGGCAUCCUUUCUUUCCAGUCGCAGCACCACGGUCAGGGUCCAGGGGCGCCAUUCCAAGAAAUUCUCGAUCAACAUUGGGAUUCCUCAAGGAAGCCCGCUGUCGCCAAUCCUGUUCAUUUUCUUCACUCUGCCGCUCCUCGAGAAGCUCAAGGCAAUACCCAGCAUGGAAACUAACAGGAACGCGAGGCUCCUCCAGUUAAAGGAACUUCUCAUUACAACAUUCGUGGACGACAUCACUCUGUUGGUUGCAUCUCCCUCGAUCAAGCAGAACAACGAGGCUCUGGCAAUAUUGUACGAGCUCCUGACCGAAUUUGCGGCUCUGAAUGGCACCGAGUUCGGCCCCCACAAGACUAAAGUCAUGCAUAUGUUGCAGAGGGGUCCCGCGAUCACAGACAUGCCCAAGGUUGACGGGUUUCCACCCAAGGCAGUAGAAAGUAUGGAAAUUCUUGGGGUCACCCUGGACUAUCGUCUCAAUUGGGUGGAGCAUGUCAACAAUGUUUUGUCCAAGGUCCGGAGGAAGAUGUUUCUUCUCCGCCGAAUCAGCGCAACUACUUGGGGCGCAUCGAUCUCGGAACUCCGCACGAGGUACAUCACCGCUGUUCGUCCCAUCGUUGCUUACGCAUGUCCCGUUUGGUUUGUGUUGAAGACCCCGGGUGGGCCUCCCUGCAACUGGACUCUGGCCAAGUCUGUCGUCAACCUUUUGGAAACACAGCAGAACAAUUGCUUGAGACAGAUUUCUGGCGCUUUCCCUCGCGCCUCUGGUCACGCUCUAUGCAAGGAAUUGUACAUUGAGCGGAUGUCGGUGUUCCUCCACAGGUGCGCCCGCGCGUACCGGGCCUCGAACAAGGGCACUCCGGAAGGCAUGGCGCUCUGCAAUCUCUGGGAGCGAAAUCACAAGCGCAUUUGUGUCAACAGCGAGGUUCUGCAAAGACACCCGUACUGCGUCGCCUACCACGAAGCCAACACGCUUCUCAGGGUGAACGCGCAGAUACAGCUCGCCGUCGAGAUACAGACUUGGACCGAGCCGCCGGAUUCCGUCAGAGGCACGGCCAAGCGGGCCGCGAGGUUGAAGCAAAUCAUCAAGUCUUUGGCCAAGGACCUGGCAGAACAGAGAAUGAAGGAGUCGUGGAUCGAGGAAUCCAACAAACGUCGCUGCUUACUCGGCAAGCUUGCCUACGACGCUCCAACCUGGAAAGGCACGUAUGGGAAACACAACCUCGAGGCCUACAAACCUCUUCGCAAGGCACAGGGUACCAUUUUACUGGGCAUCAAAACCGGCAUCAACGGCCUGAACAAACCAUUGUUCGACAUGCACAUCUUCCUGAAGCUUCGCCUCCACGCUCCUCCGUCAGUCAGCACGUUUGCCCAGCCCCCUCGUCAACGAGCCCUGCUGACUUCCGUUCAUGUCCUUCAGGACUUCGACCAUUACAACGAGCCAAGUCUCCUCCGCCGUUCGGACGUCUGCGCCGUGAGCUCCGCCAGGCACGGCGGCCCCGAGGCCUCCGUGCCGUCGCGCCGUUACAACGUCUUCCGCCCUGCCGCGCAGUCUCGACGUGGGAAGAGCCCUGCCGCCGUCAGCCAUACUCUCGCCAUAUUCGCCCUUCCCGACUUACCGACGUUCGUAAGCUGA
Messenger RNA from Colletotrichum siamense, 3777 nucleotides. It is a transcript of the gene RTase-0, whose product is annotated as putative RNA-directed DNA polymerase from transposon BS. Lineage: Eukaryota; Fungi; Ascomycota; Sordariomycetes; Glomerellales; Glomerellaceae. The transcript has 8 exons. The record is from RefSeq and is a predicted model, not a curated record. The coding region runs from base 1 to 3777 and encodes 1258 amino acids. Gene Ontology annotation, molecular function: catalytic activity.